AAAAGGAACGGGUUGUCGAACUUGAUAAUUAGGGCAUCUUAAGUCAUUCUCAUAAUUCUUCUUCGGUUGUGCGUCAGGAUAGCCGACACGGUACUACGGCACGCGCGCGAGCGCACUCUCUCUCUCUUUCUGUGUCUCUUCCUAUCAGAGCGGCGCGCGCGCGCGCGCGGGUAAAAAAGAGUGAUUCUAGUGUUUGCCGGAGAGUGGUGAAGCAGCACGCCGAGGGAGGAAGUGGUGGACGUCGACAACGACGAUAACGAUUACGAUCACGAUCACGACGACGACCACGACCACGACGACGACGACGAAGAGGAAGAGGAGGGUCGAACCUGUCUUAACGAGUCUGCGCUUAACGGGAGCCCGGCACCAUGUCCGACAUCAAGGUGGAGAGCAAGAGCGAGAACAGCGUCGACGACGCGGUCAAGGAGGAAUCGCCAGAGGAAAAGCAACCCGUGGCUAAAAGUAAACGAAGUGGUACGAAAAGGCUUUCAACAUUAGAAAAAACGGCUCAAGAAGCUGAUGUUAUACUGAAGGGUCUGAAUUCAAGUGUUGGUGAGAUCGAGGGCAGAAGGCGCACGCGCAGCUCAGCGCGAGGCGUCGUCUCGACACCAGCCCCAUCGCCCCCGAAGAAGGAAAAACGUGAGCCACGCACUGGUGGCGGUCGGGGUCGGGGGCGCCCUAAGAAGAGUAAUGAAAACGAUGAGGAGAACGCUGCUGCGUCUAACAACAAGGCCAACAACGACAAAGAUGAGGAGUCAAAAAUGGAUGUGGAUGAGGGCCCCGACGAGAAGGACGGCACUAAACCUGCUGUGAAUGAUAAGGACAGUAAAGAGGAGUCGAAGAAAGAAAUUCAGACGGACGGAAACAAUGGAACUGUCAAAAAUGAUAACGUUUCCGAAGAAUUGGAAAACAAUAGUAAUUCCGUAGAGUCAAAGAAAAACGCAGUGGAAGAAUCCGUAGCGACAGCGGUGAGCAAGGAUGAAGUAGCCAAGGCCAAUUCAGAAAAUACGACGGAAGCGUCGAGUAAAGGAACAACGGAUGCAUCAGUAUCGGAAGCACCGAAUGCCGUGGCUGUCGAAAAAACCAAUACCACCAAUGCCAGUAAUACGUCAGUAGCUGAUGAGCAAAAAGAAUAAUAUAAUCUUAGCUGAGCGCAUCAC
Ceratosolen solmsi marchali is the source of this 1160-nucleotide messenger RNA. RefSeq names its product cylicin-2. NCBI's taxonomy places the organism in Eukaryota, Metazoa, Arthropoda, Insecta, Hymenoptera, Agaonidae. Bases 369 to 1136 code for a protein of 255 amino acids. The record is from RefSeq and is a predicted model, not a curated record. The transcript is spliced from 4 exons.